AUGAGCACUUUGUUAAAUACAACAUCACCAAUAAUAGUAAUCAUUCGUAGAAAAUCACCAAUUAUGAAAGAUUCAAAUGCUUCAAUUACCGCUCCAACUGCUCCAAAACCAGUUUCUCGUAGUACAACCCGUAGCUUAACUAAUGCACCCAUCAAUGCAGUCAAUAGUGAAGAUCUUCCAUUAAUCUAA
This is a messenger RNA of Dictyostelium discoideum AX4, 189 nucleotides long. RefSeq lists its product as hypothetical. The record is from RefSeq and is a predicted model, not a curated record. The transcript has 3 exons. Lineage: Eukaryota; Evosea; Eumycetozoa; Dictyosteliales; Dictyosteliaceae. Bases 1 to 189 code for a protein of 62 amino acids.